AUGUCGUCCCAAUCAGCAGAAAAGAUUGCAAGUAUUCUUGAGCGUAAUUUGUCCGUGGAAAAUGACCUUGGAAUUCUCCGCCCAGGUUCUAAUACUGUGUCUCUCAGGAGUUACUCCAAGAUGAUGUAUGUUCAACCGCCACCACUUAGUGCUGUUAUAGAGAAAAAUAAAUCACUUGGAAGACGUGGCACUGUGAUCGUAUCAUGCGCCGACCCUCGCAUCACCCCUGAAAGGUUUCUUGGUCUCGAAUUUGCUGAAGCUGCAAUUGUCCGCAAUGGAGGGGGGCGCACUCGUCCUGCGCUAAGUAGCCUCCUCGCUCUCGACAGCCUUGGAAACACUGGCACUAUCAUCGUCGUUCAUCAUACCGACUGUGGAAUGUCUUAUUAUUCGGAAUCUGAGUUCCAAGAUAGAUCAAAAGCAAAGCAUCCUGAGAUAGAUCUACCUGUCGGGGAGAAAUUUGGAGCUAUAGUAGACCCUGAGAAAACGGUGAAGGAAGAUGUGGAAUAUUUGAAGUCGUUUGAGAGUUGGGGUGAUGUGGAAAUUGCAGGCCUAGUCUUGGACACAUUCUCUGGAGUCCUGAAGAGGGUUGUCUGA
This is a messenger RNA of Sclerotinia borealis F-4128, 594 nucleotides long. NCBI's taxonomy places the organism in Eukaryota, Fungi, Ascomycota, Leotiomycetes, Helotiales, Sclerotiniaceae. The record is from the annotation of a GenBank genome assembly.